This is a messenger RNA of Ananas comosus (pineapple), 1741 nucleotides long. Its product is annotated as ruvB-like protein 1. The transcript is spliced from 13 exons. Gene Ontology annotation, cellular component: Swr1 complex; NuA4 histone acetyltransferase complex; R2TP complex. Gene Ontology annotation, molecular function: ATP hydrolysis activity; ATP binding; DNA helicase activity. Lineage: Eukaryota; Viridiplantae; Streptophyta; Magnoliopsida; Poales; Bromeliaceae. Gene Ontology annotation, biological process: box C/D snoRNP assembly; regulation of transcription by RNA polymerase II; chromatin remodeling. The record is from RefSeq and is a predicted model, not a curated record. The coding region runs from base 83 to 1450 and encodes 455 amino acids.
AAGCCUCAACCCGAACCCGCGCCGCGCCCUUCUCCCUCCUCCUCGCUCCUCCUCCUCCUCCUCCCACCGCGGCGGCGACGCCAUGAGGAUCGAGGAGGUCCAAUCCACCUCCAAGAAGCAGCGCAUCGCCACCCACACCCACAUCAAAGGCCUCGGCCUCGACGUGAAUGGGAACGCGAUACCCAUGGCGGCGGGGUUCGUGGGGCAGGUGGCGGCGCGGGAGGCGGCGGGGCUCGUCGUCGACAUGAUUCGGCAGAAGAAGAUGGCCGGGCGGGCGCUGCUCCUUGCGGGGCCGCCCAGCACAGGAAAGACCGCGCUGGCCCUCGGCAUCUCGCAGGAGCUCGGGAGCAAGGUUCCCUUCUGCCCAAUGGUUGGAUCAGAAGUGUACUCGACAGAGGUCAAGAAAACCGAGGUGCUUAUGGAGAAUUUUAGGAGGGCUAUUGGUUUGCGGAUAAAGGAGAACAAGGAAGUGUAUGAAGGCGAAGUAACUGAGCUUUCUCCGGAAGAAACUGAGAGUGUGACUGGCGGCUAUUCGAAAAGCAUUAGCCAUGUGAUUAUUGGACUAAAGACUGUUAAGGGAACUAAGCAGCUGAAGUUGGACCCUACAAUCUAUGAUGCUUUAAUCAAGGAAAAGGUGGCUGUUGGUGAUGUUAUUUACAUAGAAGCAAACAGUGGUGCAGUGAAAAGAGUGGGCAGGUGUGAUGCUUUUGCUACAGAAUUCGAUCUUGAGGCGGAGGAGUAUGUUCCAAUUCCUAAAGGGGAAGUUCAUAAGAAAAAAGAGAUAGUGCAGGAUGUUACUCUACAUGACCUUGAUGCUGCAAAUGCUCGUCCGCAAGGAGGGCAAGACAUAUUAUCCCUUAUGGGACAGAUGAUGAAGCCAAGGAAAACUGAGAUCACUGAGAAACUGCGGCAGGAGAUUAAUAAGGUUGUUAAUAGGUAUAUUGAUGAAGGAAUAGCAGAGCUUGUGCCUGGUGUAUUGUUUAUUGAUGAGGUCCACAUGCUCGACAUCGAAUGCUUUUCUUAUCUUAAUCGUGCUCUGGAGAGCUCAUUAGCCCCAAUCGUGAUUUUUGCUACUAAUAGAGGAAUAUGUAAUGUGAGAGGAACUGAUAUGACCAGUCCUCACGGCAUACCAGUUGACUUACUAGAUCGUCUGGUGAUCAUACGAACAGAAACCUAUGGUCCCACCGAAAUGAUUCAGAUACUGGCAAUUCGAGCACAGGUUGAAGAGAUUGAAAUUGAUGAAGAAAGUCUAGCUUUCCUUGGAGAAAUCGGACAGCGAGCAUCUUUGAGACAUGCCAUUCAGCUGCUAUCACCUGCGAGCAUCGUCGCAAAGACUAAUGGAAGAGAUAAGAUAUGCAAGGCUGAUCUGGAAGAAGUCAAUUCCCUCUAUCUAGAUGCUAAGUCUUCUGCCAGGCUUCUCCAGGAGCAGCAGGAAAGAUACAUUUCUUGAUUGCGUGCUGUCACUAAAUAUAAUCUGUGAGUUAGCAAAUAGCGCAAUAUUAUGAUGAGCAUAUCACCUUUCCUCUCUCUCUCUCUCUCUCUCUCUCUCUCUCUCUUUUUCUCCUCCUUUUUGUUGGGACUAAUUAUAACUUGGUAACAUCCAAGUACAUUCUAUGCUUUGGCUUACAGAGGGUUCACACUAGGAUUGACAGAUUCAAACAAUGUGGGGAUGGUUGCUUGUUGCAUGCUUACUGAUGUUGCUAAUUAAGUUUCCCAAGUUUUGUUACGGCACUUUGAAAAA